AUGGCGACAAGACUCGAUCGCUUGGUGCUCCUGUUGGACACUGGGUCAACUGCUUCUGUUCGGCGUACUGCUGCUCAACAGCUGGGUGAGAUUCAAAAGCAACACCCUGGUGAACUUUACAACCUACUUUCCAGAGUUGUCGUUCACUUGCGUAGCAAAGCAUGGGAUACGCGUUGGGCUGCAGGUCUUGCACUGGAAGAAAUCGCCGCCAACGUGGAAGCAUGGAAUCCUGCCGAUCAACCAGCCGUAAAACAAGAGGACGACGAUGCGGGUCCCAAAGAAGACGAAGACACUGUACAUAAGCUUGCCUUUGCUCAAUUUGAUUUAGCAUCUGUGCUUGCACACGGCAAGCUCUUGCUAGGAUCAGCAGGCAAGGAGUACGACAUUGACUUUUCCGACAUGACGCCUCAAGAAAGGUUGGAGCUGCAGCGGCGUAAUCUUAAGGAACGGUUGGGUCUUACAAGUCAAUUUAUGGAUGUGGAUUUGGUGGACGACGCAGACUUGGUUGCAAGUAAAAAGUCCUCUGGCAAAAAGCAGCAAUCAUCAGCGCCGUCGUCACGCAAAAGCAGCCCCACACCUUCCCCAUCCACGUCAGCACAAGCACCGGCAGCACCACAGCCUGCUCCCACACCUGCAGUGACUGAAAUCAACAUGGCGGGACUUUCUGCGCGUGAACGCAAUAUGCUCAAGCGAAAAAUGAAAAACGACGCAAAAAUGAACAAAAACAAGGAAAAGGUUCGAGUGGUGGACCUCAAGGGCAAGUCCACCGCAACGCCAGUCAAAGUGGAAAAAGAUACUAAGGAUGAAUUCGAACUGACCGCCCAGCCGCAAUCGAACAAAUUUGUCGUCGAGUCCAAAAAGACGCCUCCGUCUCAGAAGAGUCAGGUCGAGCAGCAAACAUCUGUCGACUGGCCGUUCAAGAUGGCCUGCGAGCAUCUCUGCAUGGACUUGUUUGAUCCAACGUGGGAAAUCAGACAUGGUGCAGGGAUUGGUUUGCGAAGUAUCCUCAAGGCACACGGAGAAGGCGCAGGACGACGAGGCAUGUAUUCCAGUGUCGGUGUUUCCAAGGAAGCAAACGAAACAUUACACAAUGCAUGGCUGGAGGACGUAGCAAUCCGCUUGCUUUGUGUUUUCGCCCUCGACAGAUUCGCUGAUUUCGUAUCAGAUCAAGUCGUAUGUCCGGUUCGUGAGACAUGCUCUCAAACCUUGGGUGUCGUCUUGCAGUACAUGAAACCGGAAGGCGUGCAAAGGGUCCACCAGACGCUCCUGACGCUGAUCGCCCAAGACACCCCAGCGUUCGGUGGUCGAUCGAUUUGGGAAGUCCGACAUGCUGGUCUACUGGGUCUCAAGUAUGCCGUAGCAGUCCGUAAAGAUCUCGUUGAAAUGCUUGUCGACGGCACCACAGGCGCUGUAAUCCUAGGUUUGCGCGAUCCUGACGACGACGUCCGUGCCGUCAGCGCAUCAACACUGCUGCCUAUCACCGCCGAAUUUGUACGCAUGAGCAGCCAAGACCGAGUGCGCGACGUGAUUACAACGCUCUGGGACUGCCUGAUCGAUCUGAAAGACGACCUGACCGCUUCCACAGGCGCAGUGAUGGAUUUAAUUGCCAAAAUGUUCGAGCAGCCGGGCGUGAUGGAUAUCGUGCGCAGCCGAUGCUCACUUGCCGAUCUCGUUCCUCGACUGUAUCCAUUCUUCCGUCACACAAUCACGGGUGUUCGCGUUGCAGUUCUCAACACACUCUUGACGUUCCUCGAAUGCGGCACUGCAGCCGAAUGGCUUGACGAGCGCGUAUACCGGCUGGUAUUCCAGAACCUGGUCGUCGAGGAAAAGCCACCGAUAUUGGAAAAAACACUGGCGGUAUGGCGCGAUCUUACGAUUGCAGGUCGCGUGGAUACGCAGCUAGUGUUGAACGGCACUCAAAAUUGGCUCGGCAGUUGGUUCGAAGUUGCCAUGACACCCAUCGGUCAGCCCUUGGAUGUGGCACAGCACUUUUACAAACCCCCAGGCGCGUUUGGACUUGGUGGUCAAGUGACCGUUGAUACCGUGAGCGGCGGUGUCAACAAAAGGGCAUCUGGCAAGAAAGGAGCAAGGAACGGAAAACCUGGCGCUAGCAGUAUCCCAGCUAAUGACAGAGACGAAGAAACGGGUCACAACCUUGACGCUGGGAUGAUCUCGCAGGACCUUUCGUUGGUCACAGCCGAGCAGGUGAUGCGUUGUCGUGUGGCAUGUGCAGCUGCGCUCGGUAUGGCAAUGAGCAUGUGGCCCGACGAAUCGAUGGAGCUGUCGUACCAAGAAGUACUGCUUACACUUAUCAAUUCACAGUGGGCCAUUAAACGUCAGUUGGGCGCAAUGGCAGUCGAGGAGUGGGCCAAGGCCAUCCUGAAAACUCAAUACAACGCUGACUGUGUCAGCCAUGCACCGCCCGAUGCCAUCCUUGCUGCCAAGCACAAAUUCCCACGGACAUUAUCACAGGCCAUGGUCGCCAGUUUGGAUACAGGUGUUAGCCAGACGACAAGCUUCUAUUUUGAACUUGUGCAUGUGCUCAAACGAAUCCGCGGUGAAUGUCAGGCGCUUCUGAACGGAUAUGUUGAUGCCAAGGUUCCUGCAUCUGCCUUGCCGGCAUUACCAACACUCGUACUCGGCGAAGCGGCUCCAGCGCCCGAAUUACAAAUAUUCAGUAUUGAGACAGCAAGCUGGGUCGUAGGUGAAGCAUAUGAAUCGUUGCUGAUGCGAGUUCCGCGAAGCAAAGGAAAAGCUGCUGCUCUAAGCGCACUCGAAGAGCGACAGAAACGAGUAAUUGCAUCGAUUGGCUAUUACGAAGAAUUGAAGCAAAAGGUCGAAAUUCAUGUCUAUGCCAGUACAGCAGGCGCUGUAGUCGAGCUUGGCGAAUUGCCUACAAAACUAAAUCCCAUUAUCCGCAGUGUGAUGAACAGCAUCAAGUUUGAAGAAAAUGCUGACCUCCAGGAGCGUUCUGCAGCUACAUUAGCCGAUUUGGUUGCCUUGUGCUCUCGUAAUCCUAACCGAGUCAAUCCUACCGAUAAAAUUGUCAAAAAUCUGUGCACUUUCCUAUGUUCCGAUACAGUCGAAACACCUGUGCUCGAAGACAAUCAAACCCAAUCGGGCAUUCUUUCGAUUCAAAAAGAAGAUAGCAGCAACACCGGUAAGGGUGGAUCUGCCAAAGAAGCGGCAGCUGCAGCUCCUACGGCCGCACAAAAGGAAUCACAGCUGAUGAAACGAGGUGCAGAGAUCGCAUUAAGAGUCUUAUGCGAUCGGUUUGAAGGCCGCGUUUUCGAUAUCGUGCCAAAGCUGUGGGAGUGUAUGGUCGCAAAAUUGCAAUUGGUAUUUGGACAAGAUGCUGAAGGGUCCGGUGUUUCACUGGCGGAUAAAGCUAUUCAGUCUGAUCUUACAGUCGGCCAAGAAGUCAUUGAUACUCUCACCAUCGUGACAACGGUAGUGCCGUACCUGUCAUCCGACCUCUGGCCAAAGAUUGUAGGCGUAGUGCCAAUUAUCGGAAAGACUUUGCAGUCAUGCUACAAGGUGAUCCGAUACGUCGGUGCACGGUGCCUUGCAACCAUCGCUAACAGAAUCACCCCGGAAACAAUGCAAAUUGUAAUCGAGCAAGUACUGCCCUUGUUAGGCAACACGGUCAAUCAUUUACAUCGGCAAGGCACCGCAGAAUUCAUAUACUACCUUGUGCAACUACUGGACACCCGAAUUUUACCAUACACCAUCUUCCUAAUCGUUCCUGUGCUAGGUCGCAUGAGCGACACAGACGAUGCAGUGCGGUUGAUUUGCACCAACUGCUUUGCCCUUCUUAUCAGAUUGGUUCCUCUGGAAGCCGGUAUACCCGAUCCCCCAGGCAUGUCAGAGAAACUUCUCGCACACCGCGACGAGGAACGACGGUUCUUGUCACAGCUUCUGGAUAGUUCCAAGGUGGAGAACUUUGAGAUCCCCGUUAAAAUUAAGGCAGAGCUCAGAAAAUAUCAACAAGAAGGUGUCAACUGGUUGGCUUUCCUUAACAAGUUCCAUCUUCAUGGUAUCUUGUGUGAUGACAUGGGUCUUGGUAAAACGCUUCAAUCUAUCUGUAUCCUUGCAAGUGACCACUACAUGCGGGCUCAAAAACACGAAGCAACCAAGGCACCCGAUGCGGCUCACUGCCCAUCACUUGUGAUAUGUCCGCCUACCUUGACAGGACAUUGGUACCAUGAAGUGCUGCAAUACAGUGAGAAUUUAAAACCGCUCUUAUAUAUGGGUGGUCCUGCUGAGCGUAAACGGAUACGAGCGAACAUCAAGAAGCACGACGUGGUCAUCAUGUCAUAUGAUAUUAUUCGCAAUGACAUUGACGACUUGUCCCAAAUUCACUGGAACUACUGUAUACUGGACGAAGGCCACAUCAUCAAGAACGCAAAGACCAAGAUCACAAAAGCCAUCAAGACUGUCAAAUCAAACCAUCGAUUAAUUCUUUCCGGUACUCCUAUCCAAAACAACGUGCUUGAAUUAUGGUCACUGUUCGACUUUUUGAUGCCGGGUUUCCUUGGAAGUGAAAAGUUAUUCAAUGAACGAUUCGGCAAGCCAAUCCUCUCCAGCCGUGACAGCAAGAGCUCAUCAAAGGAACAAGAAGCAGGCGCUUUGGCGCUGGAGGCUCUCCACAAACAAGUUUUGCCGUUCUUACUUCGACGACUCAAAGAAGACGUGCUUCAUGAUUUACCACCCAAGAUUAUCCAGGACUACUACAGCGAUUUGAGUGAUCUUCAGAAAAAAUUAUACGAAGAAUUUGCCAAAUCACAAACAAAGCAUGCAGUCGAACAGGGUCUUGAGGAGGACACUAGCACAGCCGUCACCAAAUCCGAAGGUGGCAAAUCCGCAACACACAUCUUCCAAGCCCUGCAGUAUCUACGCAAGCUUUGCAACCAUCCACUCCUUGUAUUGAACGAAAAGCAUCCCAGCUAUGAUACCAUCAAAAGGGAUCUUGCACGUACCAACGCUUCAUUGCACGAUAUACAAAACGCACCUAAAUUACAAGCGCUCAAACAAUUGCUGGGUGAAUGUGGUAUUGGUACAACCACCCCUGAGUCCGAAUCAGAUCCUGCAGCCAUGGCAGUGGGAGCUGUCAGCCAGCAUCGUGCCCUGAUUUUCUGCCAACUUAAAACCAUGCUUGACAUUAUUGAAAACGACCUUUUCAAACGGAUCAUGCCGACCGUUAGUUACAUGCGACUCGACGGCUCGGUGGAUGCGAGCAAGCGACACGAGAUUGUACAAAAGUUCAACGCAGAUCCAUCGAUUGACGUCUUACUGCUCACAACCCAUGUUGGUGGUCUUGGUCUCAACCUCACAGGUGCUGAUACUGUUAUCUUUGUGGAACACGACUGGAACCCGAUGAAAGAUUUACAGGCUAUGGAUCGUGCUCAUCGCAUCGGUCAAAAGAAGGUCGUCAACGUGUAUCGACUCAUUACUCGCGGCACUCUUGAAGAAAAGAUUAUGGGUCUCCAGAAAUUCAAGCUUAACAUUGCAAAUACCGUCGUCAAUCAACAAAACUCUGGAUUGCAAAGCAUGGAUACAGACCAGAUUCUCGAUCUAUUCAAUGUUGAGGCCGAAGGUGCUGGCGACGGCCGGCGAAAGAAGAAGGACACUGCAGCUGUAGCUACAUCAGCAGCGGAUGCCGACGGCAUGGGCAAAUCGAAGGCAGUACUAGAGAACCUUGAGAACUUGUGGGAUGAUAAGGAUUACGAAGAGGAGUAUAAUAUUGAUAGCUUUAUUAGUGGUUUGAAAUAG
Messenger RNA from Zychaea mexicana, 5772 nucleotides. RefSeq lists its product as uncharacterized. Lineage: Eukaryota; Fungi; Mucoromycota; Mucoromycetes; Mucorales; Lichtheimiaceae. Gene Ontology annotation, molecular function: TBP-class protein binding; ATP-dependent chromatin remodeler activity; DNA binding. The record is from RefSeq and is a predicted model, not a curated record. The transcript is spliced from 13 exons. The coding region runs from base 1 to 5772 and encodes 1923 amino acids.